CUCCAUUUUAACGAAGCACGUCUGCGGUGAAGCUCAUAACGAUUCUGUAAGGAAGACGCUGGUUUGGAGAUGAUCAGUCAAAGCAUGAUGAAGUGGUGUGUUUGGGCACUUCUGUUGUUAAGCAUGGUAGGACUGGUAGCCAUGGCAACAGGUUCUAAUGGAUGUAAUAAAGCGAUAUGUGCCAGUGUGGUCAGCAAGUGUAUGUUGAUCAAGUCUUGUGAGUGUGAUAUGACCAAUAAAAGGAACUGUACAUGCUGUAAGGACUGUCACAUGUGUUUGGCCAAACACUACCUGCAUUGCUGUUCCUGUGUUGGUAUGUGUGACCCUCCAAAAGCAAAUGAGAACAUUCAGAGGACAAGUGCAAUUGAAGACUUGAAUGAUCCUAUUCCUGACCUGUUCAAUGUGCUAACUGAGGAGGACGAUAUCUUACAGCGCUGGUCCAUCCACCGUUAUCCUGUACAUGAUGACUCCUAUAUCUACAAACCUCACCAUGUAGACAUGGACUUCUCCACAAACAUGGAGCAGACAGACAGUGAUACAGUGUUGAACUGUACCGUGGCUUUCAUGUCGCAGUGCAUGUCAUUGAGGAAGUGCAAAGACUCGUGCAAGUCCAUGGGGGCUGCACGGUACCGCUGGUUCCAUGAGCAUGGCUGCUGUCAGUGCAUCGGCAACUCGUGUCUGGAUUACGGGAUUGGGGAGGAGAAGUGUUUACGCUGUCCCCUGCCGGACGGGGAACAAGAGGAAGAGGACGAUUUGGAAACAGUGGAGGCAGUGGACUAUGAGAACUUGAUAGCAGGGGAGGCAGCCAUGAUGGAAAACUCCAUGGACUUUGAUGAGGAGUAGGGUAUCUGCUGAACUGCUCAGUUUGAAAGAAAAGUUCCAAUAUAGAUGGUGUUUGAAACUAUUUUUGAUCUACAUUAUGUGGGUUUGAGCUCAACGUCUCUACAUUGCUUGAGGUGACUAAUGUGCUCUUUAAAUGGGCCAUGAGUGCAUGUGUCUGUUUUGAGAUGUUUCUGUGAGCUGUUGAUGGGAUCAAGUCUGAAAUCGAUCCUUCGAGAGAUACAAGGAAGUUUACUUCAAAUUGUUUGAUAACUGGUAUUAAAAAUCAGUCACUGAAUUUUCAGUGAACGCUUGUCAAACCUCACAUACCCUGGUUAUGAAACUCCCACUACAGUGAAACAAGCACAUAUUCUUCCAACAGGUGGUGUACUUUUGCUGGUUAUGUGGCACAGAUCAUUUGGUGUACUUAUUGGCAAUUGCUAUGACAACGAAAUAAUUGUGCACUCAGUGGUCUCAAGGUCCAUGGUAAUGUGAGCAGCAUAGUUUUUAUACCAGUAUACUCUUUAUCUACAUAGUACAUGUAGUUUGCAUUAAAACUGCCGGCUGAAAUAUCAGUGUGAUUAAAUCAGGUGUAUAAUUAUUGUCAGUUAAAUUUAAAAUGAUGUCAAAUCAAAGUGGUGACAGUGUUAGCUGCUAGUUUAGCUUUAUGCAAGGUAUUAUUUUGAUAAAAUGGAUCAUGCAUACUGAUUUGUACAUGUCUCUGAUGUAUGUAACAGUGCACAAUACAGAACAAUUGGCAUUUAGACUACAAAAUUUGAAAAGCAACAAAGAACCACUGGAACAUAAUGGAUCAGCCAGGAAUACAUUUCAUUUUUGAACAAUACACAUUCUAUUCACAGAGACAAUCUUUUGUACAGAAAAGAAAUGGUUGUGGUAUAUAUAUCAUUUUUAAUCAGAGACAACUUUUAUGAACUACUUUAAGCGAAAGGGCACAUGCAUGAUGUGUGGUGGCCGUAACUUGUACUUAAAUUUGUAAUUUUGUAGAAUGUAUAUAUUUCAUCAUUAUUCUUGUUUUGCUUGUCCGUCCAUACCUCAUUUUGUAAGUCAUGUCAAUACUGAGUACAUUUAUAAUUUAAUGUGCUUGAAUCAAAAUUUCAGGUCAGGUUUUUUUACAUUAAUGUUUCAGUAAAACUGACCAUUUUCAGUAUCAGGAAGCCUAACUUAGAACAGCAUGUGCCACAUGAAAAUUUUGUCUUUUAUUAGAAUUUUGCAAUAAUUUACCUGAGCAAAUGUGAAUGUUCUUCUGUUUUUGUAGUAUUUUUACAUAUUCUACUUUGCUCCGUAAACCAAAAGGGAACCAUUUGUAUUAGCAAAGCCUGUGGAGUAUUUUACACAUGAAUACGUCUUGAUAUCAUAUGAUUAACUUGGUGAGGUGCUUAAUUGUGAAUAAAUCCAAAUACUAAAUUUACAGAUUUCCUCCAGUUUUGCACUUUGUGGCAAAACUGGUUACAGUGUUGUCAUCAUCAAUACCCUUAGAAACCAAUUUAUUAAUAAUGCUUGCUCUAUAUAAUUAGCAUUUUGCUAUUGCAAGGAAUUGAGCUUGUGUCAGUUUGUACAUUAUUUUUAUACAUGUAUAGUUGUAGAAGGGCUACUUUUAUAGUGGUUUCGUGUUAUAUUUUUAUACAACUGUAGUUUUGAUUGUAUAGUUGUGGUAGUUCUGAAUUGUGUAAGUCGUUAUAUACAUAAUUUGUACAAAAACCCUGCGAAAUCAUUAACCCAUAGCAUAUAUGUUAUAUCCAGUUAGCCUUGAAAGAAAUGAAAUGAUUUAACCUUGGUUACUUCAGACAAGGUGUGAAAACUAACAAACAACCACAGCCUUUCCUUUUUGACAUGCUUGGUGCAUGUAACUGUAUAAAUCAAUAUUUAAUCUGGAAUUCUUAUGAAACCAGCAGAUAGGCCAUAUUGGGAAACACAUGUGAUUUCUGACACGCAGCUUUCAGAAGAAAAAAAAAUUGAACUGAUUGAGUAAAAUUGACAACAGCAUCACUUUUUAUUUUGUGAACGAUUUUGCUUACUUUGAACUGUGAUAUCUCAGUUUAAUUCACAACAUCACGGAAACAUAAUGGUAUGCUUUUUAAACUUUGGGUGGGAUACUUUUUCAAUGUAUAUUUGAUCUAGUGUUGUCUUCAAUUCUGUUUGAAACUGAAUAAAGCAGAUGCCAUAGAUGUAACUAUUACAAAGAGAAACAUUAAAACUGGAUCACAGUGAACAUCAGAUAGUUCUGAUAAAAUAUAUAUUUGAAGAGAAUUGUCAUUUCCGUACUGCCAUAAUUAUCCCUUCGCAAAGACAGAUUUACAUGAGUAUCAGAUUUUUAUUGAUGAGGAUGUGUUACUUUUGCACCAUGUUUUUAAUUCACCUUGGUGAUUAGCUGCAGUUCCCUAAGCCUUGUUAAUGUUGCUUUUAUCAGUCAAAUUUGUACCAAAGAGUCUCUUUUUGUAACGCAAUUCAUGCAAUACUGCCAAAAUCCCACCACAAGUGUAACUCUGUUAAUUUUCCAAUUAUCAAGGAAAUCUAAAACCUGUUUUAUAUUUCAGUUUGAUUACAGAUGUUUAUUAAAUAUCCAUGCUUUUACAACUCAUACUAUUUACCUCAUGACUUAACAACUGACAAGGGAAGUUUUACACGUACAGGUGAAAUGUGUACAGUUUGUCUUAGGUUGUACAUGUAUGUAUUUCUGUUCUCAUUGACAAGGAUUGUUGCCAGUUCAACUAACUUACUGAGUGUGCGUCCUGCUGGCGGGCAUGUAGUCAUCCAUCAUAUCUGGUAAAAGCGAUGUUAAAUCCCAACUAACAUACAUAUAUCUGGUUAAAAGAAUUUAUAACUGAUGGCCCCCUUAGUGCUACUAAUUCCUUGAUUUAUAUUUUCGCCUAUAACACAACAUUACAUAAGAAUGAUCAGUCAUGUUAAACUGUACUUCGAACUGGUUUUAUUCCUUUCCAUUCCGUCAAUUACCCUAGGUACACGUUCAAAGGGCAGGAAAAGCUUGCAGUUUGCCAUGUGUUCUGUAUGUGCAGGGGAGACAAUCAUGAUUUACCUAGGAUAAAGCUUCCAUUAAGCUUACCAAAGCCCAUCAACAUUUUGUAUUCAUGCACUUUGUGAAGACAUUUUAUGUUGUUCUUUGAAAUGUUGUAUUGCAUUCAGUAGAAGCCUAUGCAAUUUACUGAUUUGCUAGCUUUUAUAAUGUUUGGGUAUACAAAGCCUCAAUACAUUUGUAAUAAAAAUUGUUAAUGAUACAUA
Messenger RNA from Liolophura sinensis, 4077 nucleotides. Its product is annotated as twisted gastrulation protein homolog 1-like. Gene Ontology annotation, biological process: regulation of BMP signaling pathway. NCBI's taxonomy places the organism in Eukaryota, Metazoa, Mollusca, Polyplacophora, Chitonida, Chitonidae. The coding region runs from base 70 to 843 and encodes 257 amino acids. The record is from RefSeq and is a predicted model, not a curated record. The transcript is spliced from 4 exons.